UGGAGUAUAUAAAAGGCAGGCUCACAGAGUUAACACGUCAAAGCGGUUUUCUUUUCUGCUGCUGUUAGCCGUCCAACACACUUAGUAUAAUGAAGGUUGCAAUUGCUCUUUUCUUGGCCCUGGUGGCAGUUUCCAGCGUGUGUGGAACAUAUGUUUAUCCUGUAUAUAAAGGCGUCGUCGGUGUGGGUAAGGCUGGCGGUUAUGGCGUGGGUGUAGGAGGCUAUGGCGGCGUUGUAGGAAAAGCUGGAGUUGGUCUCGUCGGCGGUGUGGGAAAAGCUGGAGUUGGAUACGGCGGCGUUGUAGGAAAAGCUGGAGUUGGAUAUGGCGGAGUUGGUUAUGGCGGCGUUGUAGGAAAAGCUGGAGUUGGUUAUGGCGGCGUUGGUUAUGGCGGCGUUGCAGGAAAAGCUGGAGCUGGCCUUGUAGCCCCUGUAGGCGUGGGUGUGGGAGGUUACGGCGGCGUUGUAGGUAAAGCUGGAGCCGGCCUUGUCGGUGGUGUAGGAAAAGCUGGAGUUGGUUAUGGCGGCGUUGUAGGAAAAGCUGGAGCUGGCCUUAUCGGUGGUGUGGGAAAAGCUGGAGUUGGACUUGCCGGCGGUAUUGGCGUUGGUGUAGGAGGCUAUGGCGGCAUUGCAGGUAAAGCUGGUGCUGGCGUUGUCGCUCCUGUAGGAAAAGCCGGAGUCGGAUAUGGCGGAGUUGGUUAUGGUGGCGCUGUAGGAAAAGCUGGAGCUGGUCUUGUCGGCCCUGUAGGCGUGGGUGCAGUUGGUUAUGGCGGCGCUGUUGGCAAAGCUGGAGCUGGCCUUGUCGGCGGUGUGGGAAAAGCUGGAGUUGGAUAUGGCGGAGUUGGUUAUGGCGGCGUUGUAGGAAAAGCUGGAGCUGGUCUUGUCGCCCCUGUUGGUGUUGGUGCAGUUGGCUAUGGCGGCGUUGGCAAAGCUGGUGCUGGCCUUAUUGGCGGUGUAGGAAAAGUUGGAGCUACCAUUGUCGGUCCUGUAGGAAAAGCUGGGCCUGGCCUCAUCGGCGGUGUAGGAAAAGCUGGGGUUGGUCUUGUCGGCGGUGUAGGAAAAGCCGGAGUGGGCCUUGUCGGCGGUGUGGGAAAAGCUGGGGUUGGUCUUGUCGGCGGUGUGGGGAAAGCUGGGGUUGGCCUUGGCUAUGGACUUAAUGGUCUCGGCGGCUACGGUGGUUACGGUCACGGUGGGUACGGCGGCCUAGGUGGACUGUAUGGCCAACAAUUCCGCUACCACGGAAGUUAUGCUGGCAAGUGCGGGUAUGACGGCGUCUACGCCGGGGACGCACACACUCUGGUCUUUUGCACCAACGGUCGUGCCCUGCUUCAGCCUUGUGCUCCGGGCUCUGCCACCACUGGCCUUAAAGUAGGAAAAUACUAUCCCGCCACGGUGUGCAACGUGAACCUUAUUGGCGGCAAAGCUUUCUACGGUUAAAAAGAAGUAGCCAAUAUUCAUCGCCGACCUGCGUGUAAUUUAUAGGAUAUCUGGGCGCAUGAACAAACCGCAUUUCUGUUUGAAAUUUCAAUGGCUUCAAUAAAAA
Messenger RNA from Lingula anatina, 1539 nucleotides. RefSeq lists its product as uncharacterized. The record is from RefSeq and is a predicted model, not a curated record. NCBI's taxonomy places the organism in Eukaryota, Metazoa, Brachiopoda, Lingulata, Lingulida, Lingulidae.